This is a messenger RNA of Eurytemora carolleeae, 4052 nucleotides long. RefSeq names its product ankyrin repeat and fibronectin type-III domain-containing protein 1 (gene wake). Bases 194 to 3331 code for a protein of 1045 amino acids. Gene Ontology annotation, biological process: signal transduction; regulation of establishment of bipolar cell polarity; establishment of mitotic spindle orientation. Gene Ontology annotation, cellular component: spindle. Gene Ontology annotation, molecular function: protein binding. The record is from RefSeq and is a predicted model, not a curated record. NCBI's taxonomy places the organism in Eukaryota, Metazoa, Arthropoda, Copepoda, Calanoida, Temoridae. The transcript has 19 exons.
UUUCACAUAGUUUUAUUAAAAAAAGUUAAAUUUACAUAAUACUUUUCAGAAAGCAAAUGUAGCUAUUUGUAUCCUAAUUUUCAAACUUUAAUAUAAAAUGUGAAAAUAAAGGAUAAAUAACUUUGCGAGAACUUUAAACUAUGGAACAAGAGAUUUUUAGUGUUACAUUUUCUUGUGAAAAUUAAGUUUAAAGAUGGAGAGGAAAAAAGAAGGAACUAGUUCGCCGGCCGCGGAUAAAUUUGAUAUUCAUUUUCAGGCGUUGUGUUCAGCUGUAGAACAGGAAAAGCUGGAGAAAGUUCGCUCCAUUCUGGAGAAUCAAACUCAUGUUAAUGUGAAUGGAGUCAAUGGAGACGGUUUCACUUUGCUCGAUCUCGCGUUUAUGACAGGAAACCAGAGUCUUCUUAAUCUUGUAGUUCAUCAUGGAGGGAAGGAGGGGGCGUUCUUCCCGUCCCCAGAGGCUGUAUCUGCUCAUUUAUUGUCUCUAAUUAUGGAAAGCCGGAAGCAGGUUGAAAAGUUUAAUCAGCUGGUGAAAAUGACAACUGGAACGGGUCAUCUUAAUUCUACACUUAGUCAGGUUCAACUGAAGGAAGGAGAAAAGCAAUUAACUCUCUGGCAGAAACGGUUAACAACGAUGAAGAAACUUAAAGCAGGAUUUGAUUCUGCAGGUUGUCCUCAUGCCCCGGUAGAAGUACAAGCCAGUGUCACAGGCUCCAAUUGUAUAAACGUGAAGGUGAAAGAGCCUGACAAGUUUGGAAACAGUUUGUUUACUAAAUUCAAGAUACAAUGGAGCUUUACAGAUUCUUUCACAGAGGUGGCUGGUGAGGUGGAGGUUAAAACUAUUCACACCCUGGAGUAUAAUAUAGUGGGACUAGAGGAGGGUCGCAGAUACUUUAUACGAGCUUCAUUUGGUAAUCCUCGAGGAUUUGGACCUUUCUCAGCCUCGAGGCCUCGAUCCUUGGUCCCGUCCUCCUGGAGGAACGUGGAUAAUAAACCUCCGAGGAUUAGAUUGAUGCCGUCUUAUAGUAUGGAAGACGACUUGGAUCAGUAUGAAGACGGUAAAAUGCGCAAGAAAGGAUUACUCCAGCUGUUCCAGUCAGCCCCCAAGUUCGUCAAAGUUCCUAGGGUCGGGGUUUAUCUUAAUAGCAUCAUGUUUCACGAGGACAAGGUUUUACUGACGAAUGAGGAUUCUCUUCCUCUUCUUGAAGUACAAGACGAUGUGCCUAGUUCUGCCUCCCUGCAGGCUGAUUUCUACUGGUUUAUGAAGCUGGGAUAUAUGUGGCCUGAUAUUGGUAAACUGCGUUCAGAUCUCUCAAGAAGUGGAACAGAGACACUCAGAUACAGACUUCUCUCAGCAGCGGUAACAAUGCAGUCAGCACUAGGAACUGAGAAUCUUGGCGUCCUGUUCUAUAAACCUCUUCGGCAUCCUAACGGUAGUGUCGUCUUUAGUCUGGUUCACCACGUUAAACUUCCUAAAAACCUGAUUUCCCUCAGCCUCAAGUGGGCUCCAUUGUCCAGAGCGCAGAAGCAUCUAUCUGUUGAGGAGGAGGGUGGUAUCUUAGAUAUGCUCCGAUGUUCCCUCAGAGAACAGAUUCUUUUCCAUCAAGUUUCAAAUAUAUCCAUUUCGAAAGGUCUCCAUCUGUGCUGCCUCGAACCCUAUUCUACAAUAUUGUAUUAUGAGGUUUCCGUCUGUGCUGCCUCGAACCCUCUUCUACAAUAUUGCAUUAUCGGGUCUCCAUCUGUGCUACCUCCAACCCUAUUCUACAAUAUUGUAUUAUCGGGUCUCCAUCUGUGCUACCUCCAACCCUAUUCUACAAUAUUAGUCCGUGAGAACCCCCACGUGAACGCUGAGGAAUGGGCCUGGAUCAAGAUGUUGGGGAACCAAUCCUCAAGCUCUUCAACAGAAUCAGAAAUGCAGGCCACACCCACCACAAACUUUCUAAUAGGGGAGGGUGAGGACGGUGCUGACACGCCCAGUCCGGUACUUCCACGCCCCCCAAAGCCCGAUAAGGCGGUUCCGCCUAGUCCCUGUAGACCAACGGAGUCCCAGUACGCUUUUGGGAAACUCAUUCAACAUUCGGUAGUUCGACUCUUUCAGUAUUUAGAGGUAGAGGAGAAGGAACGCGAGCAUCAUAGAAUAUACGAUACAGAGAUCUUACAAUUAGGCCCAGAUAUCUCGGUAAUCCUGGUGUUACCGCCGAUAGAGACGGUUUGCUCUGUAACUGAGACCUGCAUGGCGAUUAAUGUCUAUCGGCGGGAUCUUCUCCUGAUUCCUCUACAAGCAUGGGAACUCCUUCAGUUGUCAACUUACUAUAGGAAACUACUUUCUUUGCAUGCAAAGCUAAGUUCUAUCCUUGAAGUUGACCUCCAGCUGGCUAGGAAGCAGCAGAGAGAGGCCAUCAGCAAUCACGAGUCUGAAGCUGCCGGUCACAAUGUCGGGACCUUAUUGGACUACUACCAGGCCCUAGAGGACUGCUGGACGGGGGUUCGCUGGAUCAGAGAGGUUCUCUCCGUGAGUCGACUCAAGACAACGCAGUGCGGGAUCAGUGUUCACCACCUGACAGAAUGGUAUCUUAACCAACCCGAAACACCGGAUGAUUCCCAAUAUGUUCCAGGCGGGGAGAUAUCGGUUCUCCAAAUAAAAUCCGCAAAUUUAUUUAAAAUGGACACGAUGAGGAAUUGGAACUCCCGAGGACGGGACAGUGCGGCAAGCGAUAGUGGCACACUGCAGAGUAGGCAGGGGCUAAGCAGGACACCAACAACAAGAUCAGAUCCACAAGAAUUCGGCAUGAUGGACAUGGAUAAGGACGGGGCCAACCUGACCAAUCUUGCUCAUGUAAGAUCUAGACUUCUGGCCGAUGGUCCACAUCUCCUUAACCCCCCGGUCUCUUACAUUAGUAAAACUUAUUCAAACUCCACCAAUUCAAUCGAUUCCAAUGAGAAUGAAUAUGCCAGUAAUCCGCGAAACAAUUUCCCGCCAGAAUCAAACAUCCUCCAGGUUUAUGCCGCGUACGAUACCGGUCUUGCGCACGGUACAAGUGUACGAAUCAAGGUAUCUAUAUCAACGACGGCCCGAGAGGUCGUUGACCUUGUCAUCAAACAACUCAACAUGGCCGUUAUACUCAAGGGCAAAGAUAGUCCAAUUUAUGAAAACGAAAAGCUGGGAAGUUUUUGUCUAGUUGCGGUUAUAGGAAGUCGAGAGCGGUGUCUCCGAGACGAUUUUAAGCCGCUAAACCUUCAAAACCCCUGGAAAAAAGGAAGGCUGUUUGUGAGGAUGAAACAUGAUCUUCUGGCUGCCAUAGAGCAUCUAUCCAAACAUACAACGCUAAUCUAACCUCUAAACUGACCGGCCCCAGGAGCCUCAUUAUCCGUUUAAUCACAUUGAUUAUUCACAAAAUCUAAUUAAUAAUUAAAUUGUACAAAAGGCUGAAUUAAAAGUACAAAUGCUUGUCACACAAAGAGUAAAAUGCAUACUCCUAUAUGUAUACUGCUGGUAAAAUGCAAGCCUAAACUUUGUACCUUCUUCUUAUUUACAAUCCGUCCUUUAACAUUCCUUCAUUCAAUUGUCUUAUGAUUGGGGAGUUUGCUCCUUUUUUAACGUAAAUAUAUUUAUUUGCAAACGGGGUAAACCUAAGAAAGACUUACCCAAGUUUUACAAAAUUUUACAAUAACGAAAUAAAAAAUGGCCACACACCCCCCCCCCCGUUCAAAUUUCUUUGUGAAAUGUAAACUGUAUUGUUUGACCAAAUAAAAUUAAGUAAUUUAAACUACAAAUAUCAAAUAUUAGAAAUAUUUUUUGGCUUGGACAAUUUUACACACUCUUUUUUGACCAGUUUAAACCCAGUUUUUGUGUCGUCUUCCGUCUACCGUCUACCAAAAUAAUAUAAAAAUAUAAAAAUAGCAUUUAAAGUUUUGUUAUAUAUGUAUGAUCUAGUUUUUAUUUAUGUUAUCUUUCCUAAAUGACACAACCAUGUAACCAAAUUAAAUUUUGAGAACUGAUACAGUGGGUUUCAUCAAAUUUGAGACGUGAUUGAAACUUAAACUGACAUUUAAUU